ACCAACCAAAAUUUGACACGUACCGUUCCUUAUGGGUUGCUUCCGCUCCUUCCUGGAGAAGCGAUUCUCGCAUUUUAGACAAUAUUAUUAGAUUUUUUAAUUUUUUUUCGGACAUAAAUAAGAAAGCAACCAACUGAGUAACUCUCAGUAAUCAUGCUCUUAGAGAAGCAGAGAGACACAUAACACAUUCUUUCACAGUAACCUGUAACCAUGAGCGUCUCUCUGUUACUCGCCUUCACCGUUCUAUCACUCUGUUUACACACUUCAACAUCCGAGUUCCUACAGUUUCAGCUAUCCACCAUAUCAGCUGCACCUUCGUUUUUACCUGAAGCUCCAACGAGUUUCUCAGCAUCUCCUCCGGCAAUGUCUCCAGAUGUCUCCCCUCUGUUCCCAACUCCAGGUUCGAGCGAGAUGUCUCCUUCCCCGUCAGAAGCUUCAGUAAUGCCGACAAUCCCUUCAAGCCUUAGUCCACCGAACCCGGAUGCUGUCUCUCCUGAUCCUCUGCUCGAAUUUUCUCCAGUCGGGUCCCCUCUCCCUGCUUCAUCAUCAGUUAGUUUGGUAUCAUCACCACUCUCCUCUCUGCUUCUUGUCUUCCUCAUGUCUUUCUGCAGUUUCUAGUAAUCAGAUGGGAAACAGCGAGCGAGUAAGCAAGCCCUCUAGACAUCUUCUACAAACAAAAGAAAAAAAGAAUGUAUUCUUCUUAUCUUACUUACACUCUGUUUCGUUCUGGAUUUUUCAUGUAAUAUUAUUAGUAUAGCUUUUAAAAUUGUUCGAGUGUGAGAUUUGCUCGUAAAGCAAUCUGCAAUUUGGGAUGGUGCAGUUGUUGUACUUUGUAACAGUGAUAUAUAUGUGUUUGUUUUUGUGCCUUAAAAGUCAAAAUUGAUUGAUC
This is a messenger RNA of Camelina sativa (false flax), 889 nucleotides long. Its product is annotated as classical arabinogalactan protein 26-like. The record is from RefSeq and is a predicted model, not a curated record. Lineage: Eukaryota; Viridiplantae; Streptophyta; Magnoliopsida; Brassicales; Brassicaceae.